Molecule: messenger RNA, 5961 nt
Organism: Episyrphus balteatus (marmalade hoverfly)
Lineage: Eukaryota; Metazoa; Arthropoda; Insecta; Diptera; Syrphidae
Gene: Glut1
Product: glucose transporter type 1
Exons: 17
Biological process (GO): monosaccharide transmembrane transport
Cellular component (GO): membrane
Molecular function (GO): hexose transmembrane transporter activity
Source: RefSeq, a predicted model, not a curated record
UUUUAGGAAUAAAUGAAUGCAUUCAAACUUGGAGUCAUAUAAAGGCAUUUAAAAUCAAUAACAAAAUGGAAGCCUAGCAUCGACUUCUUAAAACUUAAAUAAACCACAAAACUAAUUAGCAACAAAUUUGUAGGUAAAACUUUGCUGGGAUAUUUCCUCAUUCAAUAUAAAAUCAAAUAGAAAAACAGAAAAAAAAACCAAAACAAAAAAGGCAACAAUACUUUUCACUUUCUGUCUCGAGCAACAACAAAUCAACACUCUAAAAACCAAAAACACAUCAAUAAAAUUUUAUCAAAGACCCGGAAUCAUUUUAUUUCGAUAAACUGGAAACACCAACAGAAUUUCCUUCAAGUAGUUUUACGAUAUGGCUGGCAUAAGUAUUAAGCUGGCCGUAGGUAUGAAAUGGCGGCUUACGGUGACAUUUCGAUGAUUUCACCCCCUUCGUCUUCCAUUUCAAACGGCCAAGAUCCUUUUGGACAGCUGCCGCCACUACCACCGCCACUGCGUUCAACACAAGUGAUUCAACCUCUAUCGGUUUUUCCAGUGUCCAAUUUGAGUGAAGACUCCUACGAUUAUGUUUUUGGUGGUCCACGUAAGACCCCACCUUCAUCAACACUUAAGCUGACCUCACCUCCAAUUAGACUGAGAUCUGAAGCGGGACAUCAUCGAAGUGAUGGUAUUGUAAAUAAUGGCAGAUUAUAUCGACAUUCAUUUAGUUAUGCACCAAAACGAUACAGAAACGUAGGUGGUGGUGAACGAGAAUCAAAUACAUCGAGGAGAUGUCAUGGGGAGGACGAAGCAACACUGCGACAAUUGCUUCUCGAUUUGCAAAAGCAAGUUAGCGUGAUGAGCAUGAAUUUGUCAGCCAAGCUGGAUGAGCUUCAAAGAGGCGAUCGACACUUGGAGACGACAGUCGCCUUGUGUGAAAUACGGACACAGCUGCAGGAGCUAACGAAAUCCGUUGAGAGUUGCCAAAGUGAAGUUUCAGAGGUGAAACGUGAUAUGGUAGCAAUAAAACAUGAAUUGGACACAGUGCAACAAGUUAAAGAAGAAAUCGAAGAGCUUCGUGAAUAUGUGGAUCGACUUGAGGAGCACACGCACAGACGGAAGCUAAGACUUUUAGAACAAGGACUCACGUUCUUUCUGACGUACUCGAUAUUUUCGGCCGUCUUGGGAAUGCUCCAGUUUGGCUACAAUACCGGAGUGAUAAAUGCACCAGAAAAGAAUAUUGAGAAUUUCAUGAAGGACGUGUACAAGGAUCGAUAUGGGGAGGAUAUUAGCGAGGAAUUCAUACAGCAAUUGUAUUCGGUGGCAGUAUCGAUAUUUGCCAUCGGUGGUAUGCUGGGUGGAUUCAGUGGUGGAUGGAUGGCAAAUCGAUUUGGACGGAAAGGGGGAUUAUUACUAAACAACGUUCUUGGCAUAUCGGGAGCUUGCCUAAUGGGAUUCACUAAAGUCAGUCAUUCCUAUGAAAUGUUAUUCCUCGGCCGAUUUAUUAUUGGUGUUAAUUGCGGUUUAAACACAUCUUUGGUGCCAAUGUACAUCUCUGAAAUAGCACCACUUAAUUUACGCGGUGGUUUAGGUACUGUAAAUCAAUUGGCUGUGACAGUAGGUUUACUAUUAUCUCAAGUAUUGGGAAUAGAACAAAUAUUAGGAACCAAUGAAGGCUGGCCAGUAUUACUUGGUUUAGCUAUAUGUCCAGCUGUAUUACAAUUGAUAUUAUUACCGGUAUGUCCGGAAUCGCCCAGAUAUCUUCUUAUUACAAAACAAUGGGAAGAAGAAGCUCGAAAAGCUCUUCGAAGAUUACGUGCAUCGAGUUCAGUAGAAGAAGAUAUUGAAGAAAUGCGUGCCGAAGAGCGUGCCCAACAAUGCGAAAGUCAUAUAUCAACUAUGGAACUAAUUUGUUCGCCAACUCUGAGGCCUCCACUUGUUAUAGGAAUUGUUAUGCAACUUAGUCAACAAUUUAGUGGUAUCAAUGCGGUAUUUUAUUAUUCAACGUCACUAUUUAAUAGUUCAGGCUUAACAGAAGAGAGCGCCAAAUUUGCAACUAUCGGUAUUGGUGCUAUUAUGGUUGUUAUGACUCUAGUAUCCAUCCCCUUAAUGGACCGAACUGGUCGAAGAACUCUCCAUCUGUACGGUUUAGGUGGAAUGUUUAUAUUCUCGAUAUUCAUAACGAUAUCAUUUUUAAUUAAGGAAAUGAUCGACUGGAUGUCAUAUCUAUCUGUGGUUUCGGUACUAGCAUUUGUGGUCUUCUUUGCCGUUGGACCAGGUUCAAUACCAUGGAUGAUAACUGCCGAAUUAUUUUCACAAGGUCCUCGGCCAAGUGCAAUGGCCAUUGCUGUUCUAGUCAAUUGGAUGGCAAAUUUUGUCGUCGGAAUUGGUUUCCCAAGUAUAAGGACUGCGUUGGAAAAUUAUACAUUCUUGCCAUUUAGCGUAUUUUUAGCUAUAUUUUGGAUAUUCACCUAUAAAAAGGUUCCUGAGACCAAAAAUAAGACAUUCGAAGAAAUUUUAGCACUAUUCCGACACGGAAAUGGAAGGAGUAUGCUAAACUGCGUAAAUAGUUUGGAGCCGCAAAGUAUGAAUUCUGGCAUCGAACAUGCCGCAUUGAUGGUAUCUGAGGAAAAAACCCAACAUGAUUCACUUUUUGGGACCACUUCGUUUUCAUUAACGGUUGAAGGCAUGGGACCUUACCCAUUAAGCGAUAGCACCAAUUUAUUGGGUCCAACAAGUUUAGCUGGCAGCUCAACUUGUCACUAUACGAACUAUGGUACAAAUAUUAAUACACCAGUUCCUAUACGAAAAUGUUACUACAGUAGAGACAGUUUCCGAAGGCAUUCAGCGCAUGGAAGAAUAUGUUCCUCAGCUGCAUCCGAGCGUUGUUUAGAAGGCGGCCGAAAUACACAACGGAACGCUGCCUCUGUGCCCCAUCACCUUCGUCAGCAAGUACCUGCCUGCCAGAACAGCGGGCCUUGACUGAGGAACGCCUCCCCUCCUGAGACCGCUAGCCUACAUUCGAACGCCGAUCAACAGCAACAACAACAAUUGCAGCACCAUCAACAUCAACCCUCAUCGUCACAGCAUCAUCACAUGCACUGUAGCUAUGAAAAGGACAUCGUGUGUGAUGAUCCAGUGGCACAUCACAGCGGCGAUCAUCACUAUUAUCAACAGCAUCAGCAGCAAUCGGACUAUGAUGACGGCACGCUGCGCCAUCAUAAAAAGCAAUCACAUCACCAAUCACCGCACAGCCAUCACAGUCACAGCUUGCAUUCGUCACCACACCAAACUAUGACCCAUCAGCAUUAUGAUCACGAACGUACCGCUACAAUCGAUAACAGUGAGGUAACACGGCAUCAUUCUCACAAUCAGCAGCAGCACCAUCAUCAUCGGAGACGGAGGCGACAUCACCACCAUCACAAUGGUGGAACAGGAGGAGGUGGUGGUGGCACUAUUGGUUCUGGACAUGGCCACCACCAUGGCGGCGGCCAUGGGGAACAACGGCGCCAGCAUCAUGAAUCGGGCUGCCCGAAACGCCAUCGAUCAGCAACUGACGUUUCGACAACCUCGAUCAAUACGUGCCACGAGCCUUCGUGUCCCGAUCGAGAAGUUCAAGAAAUUCUCAUCCGAAAAAGUUGUUGUACCUCAUCGCGCACAGAGUUGGCUCAAUAUUUUGCCGAAGACCUUUACGGAACUUCUCGACGCCCAUCGUCGUGUUGCACUUCAUCCGAUUACUGCUAUCACACGGACUCAACUAGCCUCUAUGGUUCACGAUCAUCUUUGAGUCGACAAAAUUCGAUAAAAUCAGGAUCAGUGACAAUGCGCAGUAGAAAACGAGUGCACCAUCGACAACCGUCGUACACAUCAAUAUCCCUUCGAGGCCUUAACGCUAGCCAGCCAAAUAGCCAAUUGGGUUCCUUAACUUCAAUCUUCGAUCGUGCACGAGAAAUUGAAAGCGGCAAAAUGAUUGUCUCCCCCUCAAAAGUCACCAUCGAGCAUCAGUCAUCGGGCAAAGAUGGCGGCGGCAGUAAUAAGGAACUUCCCGAAUAUGCCUGCUCUCCAUCACCGAUACGAUGGAGCUUCUUAGCUGAUGGCAGUACUCGAAAAUCUCCUACUGACUAUGAUUCAGCUGCAGCGAGUGGUGGAGGAGGACAUGGUGGGGGUGAUCAUCGAUCAGAUCAUCAGCAUGAUCGAGCUGGUACUAGUGGUAGCCGAAAAUGUCGUGAUAGUCCGUUGCAUAUACGAGGUGGCGCUGGUACUUCAGACGAAUACGAAGAGUCUACAACUGUUCUGUACCAUCAGGAGGGCGAAGCGUACAAUAAUUGCUGUAGUAAUUACAUUCAAUGCAAUUCAUACCUCGAUCAUGAUCUUCAAAUCACCAGUGAAGAUAUUCACGAGUAUCUGUCAAAAGGCAAUCAGCAAGGUGUGAUUUUGAACAAUUCCAAAAACUAUCCUUUCCAACCUUGUAACGCGUUAGAAUUUCAAUACAAAAAUAACUUCAAUAAUAACCCUGCUGCUGGUGCAGGCGGUGGUGGUGGCGCAUCAUUAGAAUCACGAAGAAGUUCCACAAAAGAAACCAAUUUAAAUCAAAAUUCAACAGAUGGCAGCACACUCGAGUCUCGAAAUUCAACACCACUCUCACCAACAAACAUCAAUUUAUCGUCAAGUUCGAAUAAUAUUAAUAUUGUCUUCAAUUCCUACCUCGAGCGCAAUGCCAACGAAGUGAAAUUCAUAAAUACAUCUCGUGAGAAUGUUGUAUCGGCUGAAGCCCAUCACUCUGGUUAUCUCCCUUACACGUAUCCAUCUUACGAUUACACCAAUAUGUCAUCGAAUUCACAGUUCGAUAAACCUUUGGGUAUUGAUGAGAUUGCACCUUCAGGAGAGCCAUCAUAUAAGUCGGCAGGAAGGGUUAUAGAUGGUGUCCCAUCGAUUUCUUCACCAGCAGUUGUGACAUUUGAGAGCUUCGAAACCGAAGCAUCGGAUAAUAAUCUGUUGUCACAUCGCAGCUCAUUAAAUGGCAGUUUCAAUGACGGACAUGUUAACUAUCAAUUUUCACCAACAUCACCAGCAUCGGCAGCAUCUUCGGUAUCGGGUCUGAAUGGUGGUGGCGCAUGCGCUGGCAGUAGUGGCGGGCAGAAUAAUGAACAACGACAUCGAUAUUUCCAUCAUCAUCAUUUUACAUCUUCACAACAUAGAUGGCACCACGUGACAGAUAAUUUUAAAUUUAGCAAUGCAUUUAAGGGGGUCCGAAAAAGGGCCCGUAAAUGUGCCGAUUAUCUUAAAAAGAAAUAAUAACGGAGAAGUAGAUAAUACAUUAUUCAAAAUGGCGGUUAUGUUAUUCCAGAUUCCAUAUAAAAAAAAAUAUAUGUUAGAGGAUUUUGAGGUAAGAUUGUGGUGGGUUGUUGAAGAUUGAAUUGGACUUAUGGGUAGUUUCGAAAAUAAAUGUCUUGUUUAUAAGCCCCCGGGGAAACGGAAUAAAAGCCUGGGUUUUAACUGAAAACUUUGCAGCUUAGAUUCGAGGUUCUCAUUCGACAGCUGCCAUACAUAUUAGAAUCCAUUUUGGUUAUGGCGGAGAUUAUAACAGUUUUUUAGUCGUAAGAAUAUCAGAUAAAACAAACGGCUAAAUAGUAAACUGUAUCUCCUGAUAAAAGCACUGUUAUACUUUUUCCGAUUUAUAUAUGAGCAAAAAAAAGCGAGAACUGAUGUUUUACCAUAGACCUUAAAAUAUAGUUCGAGUGUUCUAUUUUAAUUAUAACAGUUCUUCUUCCUCUAAUUACAACACUAGAUAGCGGAUUCAUAUACAAGCGUUGACUCUAAUUGAAGCACAGUUAUAAUCAGUUUAUCUCAGAGACCAGAAAUAACAGUCAACCUUUAUUUUCAAUCGGUUUCUCUCUGAGAGUUACCACAUUACUUUAAAUAGUUUCGGUUAAGGUUUGAGAUUUAUUUUAAAAAAUCAAAAAUAAAGGUUAU